Messenger RNA from Cylindrotheca closterium, 1032 nucleotides. The record is from the annotation of a GenBank genome assembly. Lineage: Eukaryota; Bacillariophyta; Bacillariophyceae; Bacillariales; Bacillariaceae.
AUGCCUCGAUUUUGUGCUGUUCUCAAAUUUGCAGUCCUGCUGAUACUGAGCCAAGACCACUUUACAGCAGCCAAGGCAACAUCAUCAUCAUCAUCAGCUGCAGCAGCAGCAUCUUCAAAACAGCAGCAAUCAUUCAAGAGUAGACCUUUCAAAAGAUCCUUUGUCAAAAGCCCUAGCAUCAACAAAAAAUAUGAAACUGCAAAAUCAUUGGCCGCAUUGGAGCAAGAAGUGGAAGAUUUCAAUGCCGUAUGGGUUGCCAGCGCCAAGGAUUACGCCGAAUCCACCUCUCGACGACGCCUGAUUUGCAUGCCAUUGGACGAUCGAUUUGAUCCUCCCAUGGGAUCUUUCAGUCAUGAACAUGUUCAAACGGGCGAUAAAAUGUCGUUACCUCGAGUAUUGUGGGAUGCCAUUCAAGUCAACAAAGCAGAAGUUCCGUGGUUGUUUAGUGUGAGUCGAAUAGUGGGUGUCACCAAGGAACGGAUUGAUGUUUCGGAAGAGUAUGCGUCAGAAGCCUUGAAUGAAGUGGUGGGUGGUCCGCUGGAUUUCCGAGCGCCUCCCAAUUAUUGCUUUUUGCCCUGGUGGAUGAUGAGAGCCUUGGGAUUGCAUCCCCGAGAUAUAGUGGACGUCAAAUUGGCUCCCAAUAUUCCACCAGGAUCCAUGGUGAAAUUCCGACCGCAUUCAUCCUCUUUUACUACAGAUAUUGCCAAUCCGCAAGCGGUCAUGGAGACGGAAUUGCGACACUAUUCUUCCUUGACCAAAGGGUCUACUAUUGCCUUUGAUUACAAUGGCAAGCGAUAUUGGUUCGAUGUCGCGGAACUUCGAGCAGCUCCCCGUGGAGAGAAGCAACCAAUGGUGAAGGUUCAAGAUUGCGAUCUUGCUUCCGAUUUUUUACCAUCUAGGGAAUCAAAGAUACAGAAAACGAAGGGGGCAAGAAGAGAGGACAGCAUGAAUGAGGAUGAUGAAGAAGAAGACGAAGAGGAGGAGGAGGAGAGUGACGAAGAGGAAGAAGAAGAAAGUGACGACGACGAAUAG